AUUUGUCUAUGGACUCUUCCGUCAUGCAGCAUCAAGUCCCUAAAGUUAGGUACAAUGUGGCCGGAGCUCGGGAGAGCUUGCAUAUGCGGCAUCCGUAUAAGAAUAUCUGCGGCCGGCUAUUUCCCACUGCAAUACCUGCAGGUAUCUUCUCGCUGUGGUAGAUAUUGAUCUGGGACAUGGCGACUCCUGGUGAGACAUCCGGUGAGGGGGUUGUUGAUCUGCCUACCUCGCUAGAUACAGAGAGCCAUUCUCUCUACCAUGGUCGAGGCACGUUAGAGGAUCCUUACAUUGUCGAGUUUCUUCCAAAUGACCCUUCCGAUCCGCUGAACUGGUCGGCAUUCCGCAAAUGCUUCUACACUGCCCUCAUAACCAUUGGUGUGUUUGCUGUCACCCUCACAUCUUCAGCGUAUUCUGCGUCCGCCGAACAGAUCAUUGCUGAGUUCCACACAAGCAGUGAGUUGUUUGCACUCGGAAUUGCCCUGUAUGUACUGGGCUUCGCAGUGGGACCGCCUUUAUGGGCUCCAAUGGGGGAGUUGUAUGGGCGACGACGCCCAUUUAUUGUCACACACGUUCUCAUGGUGGCGUUCGUGGGAGCCACAGCAGGCUGCAAGAACAUUGCAUCUCUGUUGGUCUUCCGCUUCCUUGCUGGCACGUUUGCUGCAUCGCCUCUCACCAACUCGGGCGGUGUCAUUGCUGAUUUGUUUUCGACCAAUAAGCGAGGUGCCGCGACAUGCUUAUUUGCCGUUGCACCCUUUAUGGGGCCUGUUCUGGGACCUAUUAUCGGUGGCUUCAUCACCAUAACCAUCGGUUGGCGGUGGGUUCAAGGCUUCUGCUGCAUAUUUAUUGGAGUUGUGGCCAUCGUCGGAACAAUCUUGCUGCCGGAGACUUACGGCCCCGUGUUGCUGCGACGUAAGGCACGGCAGUUAUCGCGGAAGAGUAAGAAGGUGUACAUCAGCACGCUAGAGAAGACCACUGGCGGUGUCGAGGCAUUUGCAGUCUUCAGCAAAACCAUGAAAAGGCCUUGGGUGUUGCUCUUUCGGGAGCCCAUUGUGUUUAUCGCCUCCAUCUAUCUGUCGAUUCUCUACGCGACCAUUUACAUGUUCCUGCCAGCUUUCCCAAUUAUUUAUGAACGAGGACGUGGUUGGAAUGCAGGCAUUGGGAGUCUUCCUUUCCUUGGCAUCGCCGUUGGCAUGGGUCUGGGAGUGACCUACGUUAUCACCGACGACCAGCUCCGCUACCAGAAGUUGGGUAAAAGCGUCACCCCCGAGUCUCGCUUGCCUCCAGCUAUGGUUGGUGCUGUUUUCAUCCCAAUUGGCAUGUUUGGAUUUGCUUGGACCAAUUAUCCAACCAUGCACUGGUCAGCCAGCGUCGUUCUUGCUGCCCCUUUUGGAUUCGGAUGUGUGGCCGUCUUCACUUGCAUCCUCAUUUACCUUGUUGACUCAUACACGAUAUACGCAGCGUCAGUGAUGGCUGCCACGGCUAUGCUGAGGUCUUUCAUCGGCGCGGCCUUUCCUCUUUUUACCACGCAGAUGUUCACCAAUCUUGGGAUUCAUUGGGCAAGCUCCAUCCCGGCCUUCCUAACAGCGGCCUGUCUGCCCUUUCCCUUUGUUAUGUAUCGGUAUGGUCCGAAGAUCAGGAUGAAGUGCAAAUACGCACAUGAGGCUGCCAUGUUGAUGGCUAAGAUGCAGGCAAAAGAGUAUGAGGAACCUGUGAAUACAAAGGUUGAGGAGGGGGCGGAGUGAUAUAGAUAAAUACUAGAGAUAAAUAUACAUGUUAUUGCCAUUGUAAGGUGUUCAUCACUUUACACUAGAUGAAGGCAUACCUAGGUAGAUAUAUGGCAUACCACAAAGCUGCGUGGAAUAAAGUGUGCCAGGCAGAUUUGCUUAAUGUAGUAUCUGAAACUCGC
This is a messenger RNA of Exophiala dermatitidis NIH/UT8656, 1906 nucleotides long. Its product is annotated as MFS transporter, DHA1 family, multidrug resistance protein. Bases 177 to 1742 code for a protein of 521 amino acids. The transcript is spliced from 3 exons. Gene Ontology annotation, biological process: transmembrane transport. Gene Ontology annotation, molecular function: transmembrane transporter activity. The record is from RefSeq and is a predicted model, not a curated record. Lineage: Eukaryota; Fungi; Ascomycota; Eurotiomycetes; Chaetothyriales; Herpotrichiellaceae.